Molecule: messenger RNA, 8534 nt
Organism: Pelodiscus sinensis (Chinese soft-shelled turtle)
Lineage: Eukaryota; Metazoa; Chordata; Testudines; Trionychidae
Source: RefSeq, a predicted model, not a curated record
CUCAGCCUGGUUCGAGCUGGUGUCUCCGUCCGCAGAGGAGUCCCCGCUGCGAGUGGACAGAGAGAGCGGGGAGGUGACUCUCGUCAGGACCCUGGACAGGGAAGCGUCCUCCAGCUGGGAGUUCAUAUUCCGCGUCCAGGAGAGGCAAGGAAAGGAAUGGUACUUGCUGCGUUUAGAACUUAUUGUGACAGAUGUGAAUGACAAUGCACCUGAAUGGGUGAUGAAUCCUUUCCCGUUCUUGGCUGUGGUAUCUCCUAAAGCUGCAGGAGGAACUAAAGUGUAUAAGCUUCUUGCUGUGGAUAGAGAUGAAGGGAUCCAUGGAGCUGUAGAAUACUUUCUCUUGGAAGGUGGAGAAGACAGAUUUGAGGUUGAGAAGGACAGUGGCUGGAUUAAAACAACAGGAUUGCCACUAGUGAAAGACAGAGAAUACCUACUAACUGUGUUAGCAGCAGAUAAACUUGGUAAUAAAGGGUCUCCUGCUUCUGUUUCUGUGAUUGCGGGGCUUCGACCACCACGGUUUACCAACAUGUCAUAUGUUGUGUAUGUUCCUGAAAACACGCUCCAGGGAAAAUCGUUUCUUACAGUCUCUGCUUUGUCAUAUCAAAAUAAAUCCCUGAGCUACAAUUUACUAACUGAUCCUAGUGGGCUCUUCAGUAUCCAUCAGGCAACAGGAGAGAUCAGCUUGACUCGGAGUGUGGAUUAUGAAAGCGACCAACACCAAUACUUGCUUCUGGUCAAAGCAACAGAAAGUCCACAGGAGUUUAGUAGUAUAGUUGAGGUUUUGGUUGUAAUCACAGAUGAGAAUGAUUGUGCCCCAGAAUUCCAGAAAUCAAUCUACAGCAAAGACAAUGUUCCUGAAACAGUUCCCAUGACAACUGUGCUUCUGCAAGUGACAGCCAGCGACUGUGAUUCAGAAGAAAAUGGUGAAAUAUUAUAUUACACUUUGAGUCCAGAUUUUAGCAUAUCUUCACAUGGUACUGUCUUCCCAGCAACACAAUUGGACUACGAGCGGCCCAACCAUCUUUAUGAAUUUAUAAUUAUGGCUGUAGAUAAAGGAGAAGAUCCAAAGACUGGGACAGCAACUGUUAGAAUCCGUGUUUCAAAUGUGAACGAUGAAGCACCUGAGUUUUCUCAGACAAUCUACAGGAGUUUUGUUUCUGAAGAUGCAGGCCCAAAUACAUUGAUUGCUACAGUCAAUGCUAUAGAUCCUGAUGGUGAUGGUGUGACUUAUGACAUUGUAGCAGGGAAUCAAAAGGGAAACUUCGUUAUUGAUCCUCAGAAAGGAUUAAUUCGACUUCGCUCGAGCCCUCUUCCUAAGCUUCAGGGGACGGAAUACAUACUGAAUGUCACAGCCACUGAUGAUAAUGCCUCUGGUGGGCCUCACUCUCUCACUAGUACCUCACUGGUCAUUGUGGGAAUUGAUGACGUCAACAAUAACAAACCUAUAUUUCACAAGUGUCAGUAUUAUCGGGGACAGGCUUCUGUGUUGGAGAACCAGCCUUCAGGGACAUUUGUACUGCAGGUUGAGGCAACUGAUGCUGAUGAAGGAACUAAUGGUAGAGUGAAAUAUGGCAUGAUGCACAGAGAUGGUGCCUUACCAGCAUUUAGUAUUCAUCCUGAUACAGGGGUCUUGACAACUGUUCAGAGAUUUGAUCGAGAAAACCAAAGGGAAUAUCCUAUUACUGUGACUGCAACAGACCAAGCUGCAGAACCUCUCAUUGGGAUCUGUCAGAUAAACGUUGUCAUCCUGGACCAAAAUGACAAUGAUCCCAGAUUUGAAAACACCCACUAUGAAUAUUUCCUGAGAGAAGACACAAAAGUUGGGACUAGUUUUCUUCGUGUUGUAGCCCAUGAUGAUGAUUAUGGUUCAAAUGCUGCGGUAACAUUCUCCAUAGCAAAUGAAGAAUCAGCAUAUUUCCAAGUGAAUCCUAGUACAGGCUGGGUGUAUGUCAACCAACCCAUAUCUCAGAGGUCAUUUAUAAGUCAAGAGGUUAUUGCCACAGAUGGAGGAAACAGGAGCAGUAAGGUUGAACUAGCGGUAACAAUUACUAAUGCAAAAAAUCAGCCCCCACAGUGGGAAAGAGAUAUUUAUGAAGUUGUCAUUCCAGAGAAUACCACACGUGAUACAUCCAUUGUCACAAUUAAAGCAACUUCGCCACUGGGUGAUCCUCGUGUGACCUAUAAUCUAGAAGAUGGGCUUGUUCCAGAGACCAACAUGCCAAUUCGUUUCUAUCUGACUCCGAACAGAGAGGAUGGUUCUGCUUCAAUCCUAGUAGCUGAGCCAUUAGAUUAUGAAACAACAAAGAGCUUUGUGCUGAAGGUUCGGGCACAGAAUGUUGCUGCAGUGCCUCUGGCAGCAUUCACUACUGUCUAUGUUAAUAUAACAGAUGUCAACGAUAAUGUCCCUUUCUUUACUUCGUCAGUAUAUGAAGCAUCAGUAAAAGAGGGAGCUGAUAUUGGGACUUUUGUUCUUCAAGUCUCUGCCACUGACCUAGACCUGGGUCAGAAUGGCAAGAUCACUUACUUUCUGUUACAUGAUCGUAGUGGGGACUAUACAUGUUUUCGCUUGGACUCACAGACAGGCUCCAUAUACAGUACUUCUGUAUUUGAUAGAGAGAAAAAGGGGUCAUAUCUCUUGGAAGUAAAAUCAAUAGAUGGCUCUGAAUCUGCUCGACCUGGAAAACAUGGGCAGCCAAACUCUGACACAGCCUACGUGCACAUUUUUAUCAGCGAUGUGAAUGAUAACAAGCCUGUCUUCACUCAGAGUGUCUAUGAAGUUAAUGUGGAUGAAGAUCAGGAUGUGGGUUCUACUGUCAUUACAGUCAGUGCUAAUGAUGAAGAUGAAGGAGCAAAUGCUAAAUUAAGGUACCAGAUCACAGCUGGAAAUACUGGUGGAGUACUUGAUGUAGAACCAGAAACAGGAGCCAUCUUUAUUGCUCAGCCACUGGAUUAUGAAGAAGUGAAAAUGUAUGAACUUCACUUGUUGGCCUCUGAUGGUAAAUGGGAAGAUUAUGCAAUUAUCAUAAUCAAUGUUGUGAAUAAAAAUGAUGAGGCUCCUGUUUUCUCUAUCAAUGAAUACUAUGGAAGUGUGAUUGAAGAACUGGAUGUGCUACCCAUCUUUGUACUUCAGGUUGCAGCAAAGGAUCCUGAUAGCAGCAUGGAUGAAGGCAAUUUGAGAUAUUCUCUUCAUGGACAUGGUGCAACUGAUGUCUUCACAAUAGAUGAGAACACAGGCAGCAUUUACUCACAGAAGAUGCUUGAUCGGGAAGAGCGAGCACUUUGGAGAUUUGUUGUGUUGGCCACUGAUGAGGGAGGAGAAGGACUUACUGGAUUUGCUGAUGUAAUUAUUAAUGUAUGGGAUAUAAAUGACAAUGCCCCCAUGUUUACCUGCAUGCCUGAUGACUGCACUGGGAGUGUCUUUGAAAAUUCUCCUGCGGACACUUUGGUCAUGGAAAUGACAGCUCUGGAUUUAGAUGAUCAAAAUGUAGGUCUUAAUGCAAUUUUGACAUACAGGAUAAUUGACAAUGUAAAAACUGGGUUUGAAACAGACUUCUUUAAUAUCCGCCCCAAUACUGGCACAAUACAUGUCGCAGGGGGAGUGUUGGAUAGAGAGAAGACUGAUAAAUAUUUCCUUACUGUUGAGGCAAGAGAUGGUGGAGGACUGAUAGGAACUGGUACUGCCACUAUCUGGAUUGCAGAUGUCAAUGAUCAUAUACCUGAAUUCACGCAGGAAGUCUGGCAGGCAGUGAUUCCUGAAGACAGUGCAAUCAACUCAGAUGUUCUGGAAGUGUCGGCUACAGAUGCAGACAAUGGGGAAAAUGCUCACUUAACAUUCAGUAUUAUUGGGGGAGAUCCAGAUCAGAAGUUUUACAUUGAAAGUAAUGAAGAAGGUCAAUGUGCAACUAUCAGAUUGAAAAAGAAACUGGAUUAUGAGAAACCUCAUGAAAGGUGGUUUAACCUCACGAUUAAAGUGGAAGAUCUUGAUUUUUCCAGUGUUGCAACUUGCUUGAUUGAAGUUGAAGAUUGUAAUGACCACAGUCCAGUUUUUAAUUCUCAGUUUAUCCAAACUAACCCUUUCUUUGAGAACAUACCUGUUGGUACUACCAUCACCACAGUCAGAGCCACUGAUGAGGAUUCUGGUUUAAAUGGGGACAUUAUCUAUUUUAUUAAAUCAGAUUCAGAUCCUAUCAGACAAUUUGCAGUUGACCCAGAUGGUCAUGUGACUGUUGCAAGUACACUGGAUCGUGAAGUCAUUCAGCAAUACAAUUUAAUCAUACAGGCUUCAGAUCAAGGGACUCCUGCCCAAACUGGAAGUGUUACAGUCCUGAUUAACUUGCUAGAUAUUAAUGACAAUGAGCCAAGGUUUGAGGCAUCGUAUAUGCCUGUGGUUUGGGAAAAUGGGUUAGGACCUCAGGUGGUGUAUAUGAACCAUACAUCCAAACUUCUGUAUGUCGUGGAUCCAGACAGUGAUGAAAAUGGGCCACCAUUUACAUUUUUGUUGCCACCUAGUUAUCAGAAUUCUUUGGAUUUUUCUCUUUCUGACAAUAGAAAUAACACAGCAACUAUUACAGCGCUAAGAUCCUUUGACAGAGAAGAGCAGAAGAUGUUCCAUGUGCCAAUAAUUAUAACAGAUAGUGGGACUCCAUCCAUGAGUGCUACAAACACCUUAACUAUAACAAUUGGUGAUGAAAAUGAUAACUGCCAUGAAGCUGGCCAUAAGGAAAUCUUUGUCUAUACCCACAAAGGGAAAUGGUCAACAACCAUGCUUGGGGAAGUGUUUGCACCAGAUCAGGAUGACUGGGACAAUAAAACAUUUCUCUCUGAAGGAAAGAUGCUCAAGUAUUUCAGAUUAAAUCAAAGGACUGGCUCUCUGGUAAUGGUGGAUAAUGCUCCUGAGGGGACAUACAACUUAAGAGUCAGAGUGUCAGAUGGAGUCUGGCCUGAUGUAAUAUCUACAGUACAGAUCCAUGUCAAAGAACUGGAAAAAGAAGCCAUACGUAGUUCAGCCACUAUUUGUCUGGCAGAUGUCACAGCGGAGGAGUUUAUAAGGAAAGACGAACAUGGGAAAAGCAGACAUGACAAAUUUAAGGACUUACUGGCAGAAAUCUUCUCAGCUCAUCCUAGUGAUAUCACUAUUUUCAGUAUGAUGAAUGUUGAUGGAAGACAAACAAGCUUAAGGUUUGCAGUUCGUGGUGACUCUUCAUAUUACAGACCUGAGAAAUUGCAUGGUGAAAUGGCAGCAUUUAAAAACAAGAUCCAAUCAGUUUUGAAAGUGAACAUUUCACAAAUUGACGCAGAUGUAUGUGGGAGAAUAGACUGUCAUGGUGGCAGUGGGUGUACAAACUACUUCACAGUGAGUGACAUCCCAACAGUGGUGGAUGCUGGGAAUGUGUCAUUUGUCUCAGUAGCAAUCACCAUCAGCGCAGUCUGCACCUGUUCAGCGAGAGACCGAGUUCAUCAGUCUUGUGCCUCCUACCCCCGCAACCCUUGUCUCAAUGGUGGGACAUGUAUCGACACUCUUAAUGGUUACAGAUGUCGUUGUUCUACUUCAUUUCAUGGACCUGACUGCCAGCAGACUAAACACAGUUUCCAUGGAAAUGGAUAUGCAUGGUUUCGUCCCAUCAGGCCUUGUUUUGAGAGCUUACUAUCCCUUGAGUUUAUUACUGAGUUUCCAGAUGGUCUUUUACUAUACAAUGGUCCUUUAUCAGAUCCAGAGCCUGGGAGUACAGAGAAUUUCAUGGCAAUAGAACUUUCCCAUGGCAUUCCUGUGUUGAAAAUGAACCAUGGUGCAGGCACUGAGACGCUGCAUUUCCCAAAUCACCUGAAUUUGACUGACAAAAGAUGGCAUCGGCUUGAAGUCAGAACUAAGGGUCAGGAUGUUCGAUUCACUGUGGAUCAUUGCAGUGCAGCUAUUGUUUCAGAGAUAGAGGGACUAGGUAAAUGGCUUUCAAUUGAAGACCGCACAAACUGUGAGGUCACUGGGACAGUUCCACAAAGAGGAAGGUAUUUAGACAUGACACAAGUUCUUCAAUUGGGUGGUGUAAAAGAAUCCAUUCCCUAUUCAUAUCCUCAGUUACAGCACAAGCAUUUUACUGGCUGCCUUCGCAAUUUCAUCUUGGAUACUCAGGUAUAUGACCUCGAAUCUCCUGCAGAGUCCCUGAAUAGCUCCCCUGGUUGCACAUUGACUGAUGGGAGCUGUGAGAGCAUGGGUGCCUCUUCCUGUGGCAUUCAUGGGAGAUGUCUUGGCGAGUGGGCCUCAUUCAGCUGUCACUGUUUGCCAGGUUACUAUGGCCACAGAUGUGACAAAGUUGCCAAAGAAUUCACCUUUGGGCCAGGGAGCCACAUUCGGUAUCUGCUUCCUGUUGCUGCACCUGCCCACAGGAUGCUGUUAGAGGUAAUGGUCAGGACACGACAGCCCAAUGGUGUCAUCAUGAGCAUGUCUUCCCGAGCCAAGGAUGAACACAUCACCCUGCAGGUUGUACAGGGAUUUUUAACGGUCUCAUAUAACUUGGGUGAUGGAGACUAUGACGUAAAUCUUCCCUCCUACAAUAUUGAUAAUGGUGAAUGGCAUCAUAUCACCCUGGAGAGGAUUGGAAAUGAAUUUACCCUUCAGAUUGUGAUUGAUCCCAGUAGUCUGGUCCUUGGAAACACUUACCCUGUCAAUCAGAACCAAAGUUUUCAAGGAUGUAUGAAGGAUGUCAGAUUUAAUAAUUACAGGCUGCCUCUGGAUACUCACACUAAGGAGCUGGUGUCAGUAUUAAGUGCCCAAGGAGUGAAAGAAGGCUGCUCUUCAGAGGCUUGCAGGAACAACCCCUGUAGCCAUCCGUUUACUUGUAUCGACUUGUGGAUGAUGCAUGAAUGCAGUUGCCCUCUGGGACACAUGAUCAUGGAGAAUGCCACAGGCAGGCACUGUAUCUAUACCAUAUGUGCUAAAAGACCCUGUAACUUUGGCACAUGUAUCUCCCAGUCUCCUACCAAGUUCCGAUGUCAUUGUCCUGAUGGCUACACUGGCCCCUACUGUGAAAUCACACUGGCAAUCUUUCACAAGGAUGCAGGCUUGAGCUUCAGUUCCAUGUUUGCCAUCUGCAUUUGCUUUUUGGCACUUUUAGUUCUGUUCAGUGGUGCCUUCCUGUGGACUCGCUGGAAAAGUCACAAAGGUUUGAACAGAGGAGUGUACCAUGUCUCUGCCUAUCAUAAUGACCUGGAGGACAUCAGAGAAAAUAUCCUCAACUAUAAUGAAGAAGGGGGUGGGGAGCAGGAUCAAGAUGCUUACAACAUGGCAGAACUCCAGAUGUCUCUUCAAACUAGCCCAGCCUACUCUCUUUCUCUCUACAAGAAGAAAGGGAAACUAUCAGAGCUGAACUGUCCCUUGAGUGGCAAUGUGGCACCAACCCCACAGGAGCAGCUAAAAGCAUUUGCAGCUAGCAGGAACUCCUCCUUUACCAAUGAAGACUUUGGUCAUUAUCUGUCAGAUGUUGUUAGGGAUGUUGACCAGCAGCCACAGGCCUUGCCCCACGAUUCCCUGCAGGUAUAUUACACAGAGGGAGAGGGCUCAGUAGCCAGCAGUCUCAGUUCCCUUGAUUACUCUGGACUAGAUGAGGAGAUGGUAUAUGAUGACAUGAAAGAGUGGGGACCAAAGUUUGAAAAAUUAAGUGAAUUAUAUUCACACAAGGAGACAGAGGACAUGUAGAUUCCUAUAUUUACUUUUCUUGAAAUUUUGAAAGCAAUCAUGAAGAGCUAGUCAAUUUUUCAUGAAUUUGCUAUGAUGAUAUGCAUGAAAACCCUCUUUGAUGGUUGUUGGAUACAGUCCAAAUGCCCACUAAAGAGCCUUUUUUUUUAAUCUAGAAGAUAACAUUCCAAAAUAGGAGUUAAAACUCCAGACCUAUUAGCCUUUUCUCUGUUUGUCCAGCAACUAAAUGGAAAAAAUAAAGAACUGGGAACACCUUAAAAAAGUAGUAAUUGACAUGUGAUGCUGAGAAGUAAAUGUCUCCUUUACUACAAUUAAUAAAGGCCUUUCCAGGGCUUUGUGUUCUAGCAAGGUAAUUGUUAGAACGCAAAGAGAACCAGUAUUAGACAUAUUGCAUUCACAUAGCACCUUAUAGGAAUAUUGUCAACUGUCUGGAAAGCAUGUCUUUUGUUCACCUCCUUCUGGCCUAAAAUAUAAAUUGUACCAUAUACAAUCUUGUCCUCUGAAUUAACAGUUUGAACAAAAUGUUCACUUAAAUAUAGUAGCCUUCAUUUCAGGGGUGUUGCCUGGGUGUAGCUGAAAACACAAUUGGGUCUUACCUUUGAUUAUAAUUUUGAAAUUCCUUUGUGCCAUGGUACAAAGAAAGAGGCUGAAUUUGAGCUCAUAGAAAGAAAUCAGCUACUUAUAGCCAAACCUUUCAUUUGGUAUUCCUUUUUUUUAAAAGCAUUAACUUAGAAAUGUGAGACAAAUACCAGAACCUGCUUAAAGCUUAUGAAACAAGUUGAUUUCACUGUUUUGUUAAAACUCCAUCUUACUGAAAUAUGACCAAACUGUCAGGCUACGUCUA